Marchantia polymorpha subsp. ruderalis is the source of this 2803-nucleotide messenger RNA. The record is from the annotation of a GenBank genome assembly. Lineage: Eukaryota; Viridiplantae; Streptophyta; Marchantiopsida; Marchantiales; Marchantiaceae.
CUUCUCUGUCUUUCUCUCUCUUAUUGGUGUGUGCAUGAAACAAUCAUCGAUGUUUUCACGCCACGUAUGUAAAGCAAUUAAUAUUCUUUUUGGACCACCGACUAAAAUUGGAAUAGAAGGAAUAAAGUAAUAGGCCACCGACUUAUUCGUUUAUCUUACGAGUGCCAAUGAUUCUAAUCUCAGUUCCUGAAUCAGAUAAAACUCACAUCUCCCGCAGAAACCCUGCUCUUCCCGGGAGAUUUCAAUAACAGGUGCGCAUGGCUGCGGAAUUCGCAGCUGAAGUAUGCAGAUCAUGAAUUACGCAGAUUACACGGCCAUCCCCUUGUGGGGAUGGGUCCUUACUCUUUCGGCUGGAUUGGUAGUCUUAGGAAUCGUGAUUUCCAUACUCAGGCCUCGAGCUGCGCAGCUCAAUCUGCCACCGUGCCCUGGGGUGUAUCCCAUCGUCGGAUCCUUGCCUCUGCUGGGAGCAAUCCCGGGUGAGCCAGCCCAUCACAUGUUCAAACGGCUGGCGGACAAAUAUGGCUCCUUGGUCUACCUGAGAAUGGGAUCGUGUCCGACGGUGAUUGUGUCCGACAGUGAAUUCGCCAAAUUGGUUCUCAAGGACCAGGAUCAUGUUUUCGCCUCGAGGCCUCUCCUGGCGUCCGGGAAGUACAUCGGCAUGAAUUUCGAGAGCUUGGUGUUCUCACCCAUGGGGAACCAUUACAAGAAGCUGAGCAAGAUUUACAGCUCCGAGCUUCUGUCUCCGCGACGUGUGAUGGAGAGCCAGGGCGUCCGGGAGAAUGGCAUGCGUGCCACCGUGAAGUCGAUUUACCGGCACGCGAUCGAGGGUCCGGCCGUCAAGCUUUCGAGCGAGCUGCACGCGCUGGGUCUAAACAUCAUGUUGGACAUGAUCUUCGGCAAGGAUCGAGACAAGCUGGAGGUCGGCGGCGGGGAGAGACUGAGCAUGGACGAGCUCAAGGACGUGGUGAGGGAGUCGCUUGAGGUCGCGGCGGAGUUCGAUUUCGGCGAGUACAUUCCCAUCGCUCGGUACCUGGACUUGACGGGGAUCAUCCGCCGCAUGAAGAGCAUCCAAAGCCGCAUGAGAAACGUCGCCGCGAAACUGAUCGCCGAGCACAUCCAGCGUCGUAAGAUCACGGGCGAGGCCAUGGAGCCCCAAGACAUCGCCGUCCUCGACGUUCUCCUCUCUCUGAAGGACGAAAACGGGCUCUCCGACGAUGCCGUCACUGGCGCUCUAUUUGACAUGAUCGUCGCGGGGAGCGACACGACGUCGCUGUCGGCGGACUGGGCGAUCGCGGAGCUGACGAGGAAUCCAGAGCUGAUGAAGAAGCUGCAGGACGAGGCGGACAGAGUCGUAGGGAGGGAUCGAUCCGUGAAGGAGUCGGAUCUCCCGAAGAUGAAGUAUUUGCAGUGCGUGGUCAAGGAGUCGAUGCGGAUUCACUCGCCCACUCCGCUGGCCAUCCCUCACUGCAGCGUGCAGGCGACCAAGCUCGGAGGCUACGACAUCCCCGCGGGCUGCACCGUGCUCAUGAACCUCUGGGCCAUCAACCGGGACCCCAAGAAUUGGCCCGAGCCGCACAAGUUCAAGCCCGAGCGCUUCGAGAACCACGACACCAACAUCUUCGGCCAGGACUUCACGCUGCUGCCAUUCUCGGCCGGGCGGCGCGGCUGCUCCGGCAUGCUGCUCGGGUUCACCAUGGUGCAGCUCAUCGUGGCCACCCUCGUCCACAGCUUCGACCUGCGGCCUCACGGAAUGGAGGCCUCCGAGGUCGAUGUGAUUUCUGAGAAGCCCGGGUUGACUCUGAUCAGGCCUUACGAACAGCUCGUAGAAGCGCGCCCCCGCUUGCCUCUCCACCUCUACAAUUGAAUGAGCUUCAGAUGACCCCGCCCCGGGACGAAGAAGUUCCGGUACGAUGGCAGUCACCAUUUUGCGCGCAUGCUGCACGUUCGUUUAUUUAUUUGAUUCCUGUGGGAAGAGCUCGUUCAUGGAUCACGCGACGAGUUGGGAAGGGAGUGGAAGCAUUGCAAAAUUCUCGUUUUCGCUAUCCUGGGCAUUCCUUCUGAGCCGUCUUCGCCCAUCGUCAUAAAUCGAUUGAUGCUCCAGGAUCGGAGCCAUGGCGAUUGAGAUUUGUACCCUGGAUCCAGAAACUGCAUGGUGCGUCUUAAAGACCUCCAGCAGUCCGAUCGAAGGGAGGUCUCAGUCCAGGGGAUGAGCUCUUGCUGAGCGACCACAAAAUAACGAUUCAAUCAAGACGUACCUCCUUGUCUUCUCCGGACGAUUCGGAUUUCAAAACGGACUCCUUGAAUGAUUGAUUCUAAUGGAGCUCUUUGCCUCAUAGACCCCGCAUGAAGCAAGCGAGUAUUAGCAAGACAGUUUGUCCAAACGAGUUUUCCAUGGCUCCAAACUGCGAGUGAACGCUCGCAACGCAACGCAACCAACACCCGUCGCUCUUCUCGUCGUGAUCCUGAGCUUGCGGGCAUUUGCAAGCUCCGGUACGUGGAAUGGUUGGUGCUUUCAGCCAGUCUCGAUGUUCAUGUUGUCUGCACAUUUUUAGCAAUUCCUGCAGACGCGGCAUGUGCAACGAGCCUCCUGUAGCGUUCGAGCUUUAUAGGUACCAGUAGGUUGGGCUCUGUGCAAGUUACUUUCGCAUUGUUAUGUUACAUUCAUCAGAUCAAACAAUGGCUCGCUCGUAUGAUCUGAAGCAACGAAGUUCUUUCCUCAGGAACGAAAAUAACUAAACCCAGGCAGGCAUGUGCCAUCUCUGUAUAUAUUGUUUAUAAAAUAAAAAAUUCAAACAUACCAGUU